This is a messenger RNA of Geodia barretti, 589 nucleotides long. The record is from the annotation of a GenBank genome assembly. NCBI's taxonomy places the organism in Eukaryota, Metazoa, Porifera, Demospongiae, Tetractinellida, Geodiidae.
CUCUUCAGCUGAAUGCGUGCGACCAAUAUAUGGAGCUCUCCUGCUUCUCUUCACCUUCGUAUGCAACGUUCACUGCGUUCCUCCACCAACACCAAUGUUCCCAAGUCUAUGCCCGCAGGAAAAUAUACCAUCAGACCAGGUGCAAGUAUGGCCGAGCAACAUCAUCCUUUACACAAUGAGCAGCAAUCUGACAGUUAAUGCCCGGAGAGAAAUACUGAGAGUAAUGCCAGUAUGGGAAAGGCGCAUGUGUGACACCAUUUCAUUUAUACCACACCACGAACAAGCCGAGGAAACAGAGCACUUUGUGAGCUUUGUACCUGGAGAAAGGUGUUGCUCAAACCAUGGGAGAACAGAAUAUCCGACACAUCGGAGACAGAAAGUGUACAUAAAUGAAAACUGUACUUUAGACCGAACUCUCGUAACCGUUAUUGGGAAGCUGAUCGGAAACACUCAACGAAUGGCCGGAAUUUCAAAUGAAGGAGCAGAAAGCUGUAAAGGGAGUAAUGUCACAAAUUCAAGAAGUGGCGGUCCAGAAGGAAGCAAUAACAACAUUUCUGAUACAACCAGCAGUGGAGAUCAAGGUUCUUAA